Leptinotarsa decemlineata (Colorado potato beetle) is the source of this 3608-nucleotide messenger RNA. RefSeq names its product KCNQ potassium channel. Gene Ontology annotation, biological process: potassium ion transmembrane transport. Lineage: Eukaryota; Metazoa; Arthropoda; Insecta; Coleoptera; Chrysomelidae. Gene Ontology annotation, molecular function: voltage-gated potassium channel activity. Gene Ontology annotation, cellular component: voltage-gated potassium channel complex; membrane. The record is from RefSeq and is a predicted model, not a curated record.
ACGUUAUAGAAAUCCUUCCAUAUUAUUCAUCACAUUCGUGAGUCUCGCAAAUUUCCAUCUCUUACCGUGAAAGCAACAAUCAAUCACUCAUUCGAAUACCUCCACCAGACCGAAAACCGAGCUCAAUAACUCGAAACCAAACGCAAAAAACACGAAAAUCGCUUUCGUCCGCGAGACUAUGAGCCGGAGAAAAUGAAAGAGGCUAGUUGGGCCGUUUGGCCAAUUCGCCAAUGCUUUCUUUAGUGAUGUUCCGCGAUAUGAAUCGAAGCGAGCAAGAGAACCUGUAUCGGACAUCGAGGAAGCUUAGUCUUGUGCCCAUCAGUCAUCCGACAGAUUCGAGAAGGCCAUCCGGGAUCAGGGAGGAGGCGACCUAUCACAACGAAGGAGCUUACAGGAGGCAUUCGUACAUAAGGGAGGAUUUCACGCCCAUUCUGACAACAGAAGAUUUUCAUCGCAGCGACAGUCCACCCCCUGCUUACCCCCAGGAUUUAGUACUGAGCGUCCUAAAAAGUCCCGUGAAUCAUACAGCUUACGAAAUAAGAGAAUCUAAUUGCGGCUGUUCUUCCAGUGAGGAUUAUUGUUCUACCCGAAAUAAAGAGCAGGAGGAUGACAGGUGUAAGCAAACCUGCAGCGAAGAUGAGGAAUGUUCGGAAAAGCUUCCAUUUCUACAACGGUUACGUGGUCAAAGAUCUCCCCGAACGCCUCUAUUCACCGAGGCGCACCAUCGCAGGGUGCCGACUCCUAUCAAACGCUCGAGGAAAAAAGAGAAAAAAGAGAAGAUUUUGGCCGAACAAGCAGCCAACGAAGAUAUCGACGAAGUGGACGAUAUCGUGGACCCCUCCCUAGAAGCUCCCCGUGGAGUUCCCGAUCCCUACUAUCCUAUCUACCUGCCCAUAGAUCAGGCCUUCAAAGCAAAGUACGUUUUCCAUCACAAAAGGGGAAAAACUUGCCAGGAAAGAACCUACGUGUUUUUGGAACAUCCUGGAGGAUGGCUGUGUUUUAUCUAUCACUUUUCUGUAUUCAUGUUGGUGCUAGUGUGUCUUAUAUUUAGUGUACUUUCAACGAUAGAUACGUAUUCCAAUUUCGCCAACGAAACACUUUUUUGGAUGGAAAUUUGUUUAGUUUUAUUUUUCGGAGCUGAAUACUUGGUGCGACUGUGGUCUGCAGGGUGUAGGUCUAAGUAUAUGGGAUUUUGGGGACGACUACGGUUCAUCAGGAAACCCAUAUGUAUUAUAGAUUUAAUAGUGGUAGUAGCGUCAAUUGUAGUUCUCACAUUGGGUUCCAAUGGUCAAGUUUUUGCAACUUCUGCUAUACGAGGAAUUCGAUUUUUACAAAUUCUUCGUAUGCUUCACGUCGAUCGACAAGGAGGUACUUGGAGGCUGCUUGGAUCCGUGGUGUUCAUUCAUCGACAGGAACUGAUCACUACGUUAUACAUCGGAUUUUUGGGUCUCAUUUUCAGUAGUUACUUCGUGUAUUUAGCUGAGAAAGACGCAGUUGAAGAAGACGGAGGAAAAAAUACUGGAAGUUUUUCAAGCUACGCCGAUGCCUUGUGGUGGGGAGUCAUCACCGUUACGACAAUAGGAUAUGGUGACACUGUUCCCAGAACGUGGAUGGGCAAAAUUGUUGCCUCUUGUUUCAGCGUAUUCGCUAUCUCUUUCUUCGCUCUUCCAGCCGGAAUACUAGGUUCCGGAUUCGCACUGAAAGUACAACAAAAACAGCGUCAGAAGCACUUCAAUCGACAAAUUCCGGCAGCUGCGAUGUUGAUCCAGUGUCUUUGGCGAUGUUACGCUGCUGACAAGAGUUUCAACUCUACAGCUACGUGGCAGGUGUACCUCAGUGAUGGAAAUGGCACCUCUGUUGUUCCAACCAGUAAUUCCGGAGCAGGUGGUAGUAGCAAUUAUAGUAUGCCGCUAUCAAAGUCCCUCAUAUUACAGGUAGCUAAGAAGGCCUCGGUGCUGAAAAGAAGGAAAUCUCGGAAUAGGAUGGAAGUGAACACAUCCGGAGCAAGAACGGAGGUGAAUACUCCUGGUCCGGGUACCCCGUUGGCGGACACGCCAAACGUUCAAUCAGUUAUGAACAAUCAGCCUAACAAGGCACUCUCCGAUACUGACGUUAUGUUCUUCAUGGAUGAACAAAAAACAGGUACACCUAACAGAAUCAGGAGAGGUGAAAGGGAAAGUAUAAGGGGCGCAGUGUUCACAAGUCAGACAAGUACUGUGACAGAAGCAGCUAGCGAUGACAUCGACGAUUUGGAUGCUGAGCUGCCAAGGGUUACACAGUUAACUGAAGCACACAAGAACGCCAUACGCGCCAUCCGAAAAAUCAAAUAUUUCGUGGCGAGAAGGAAAUUUCAGCAGGCGAGAAAACCGUACGACGUUCGGGAUGUCAUCGAGCAGUACAGUCAGGGCCAUCUAAACAUGAUGGUUCGAAUCAAGGAGUUACAGCGGAGGCUGGAUCAAACACUGGGAAAGCCAGGUAGUUAUCUAGCUGGUAUUGAUAGAGUAGGAAAUGUGAAGCCUAUGACGGUAGGCGCUAGGUUAUACAGGGUAGAACAACAGUUGGGCACAAUGGACAAAAAAUUAGACGCCAUAGCAAAUGUCAUAAAUAUAUUGGCACAAACACAACAGAUAGCAAUUCGACCAAUAGAAGAAAUUGGUUGAUUAUACAAUGAAAUGAAAUGGACUCCUAUCUUCUCAGCACUAAAAAGUAUUUCAAAGGAGGAAUUCUUUUUUUUUAAAUAAUCUCUUCAAAAUUCCAAUAAUUCUUAUUGCACAAAUAUUCAAUGCCAAUACAGUAAUGAAGAUUUUUCUACUUCGAACCUUUUACCUAUAAUAUUCAAACUAUCAUAGUACUGAAGCAAAUUGGAUACAUUUAAAUCCAUACCUCAUUACUAACUUGGUUGAAUAAAACCUUUUCGAAGCUAUUGUUAAAUUAGUUUUCGAUUCAAUUCUGGCCAAUGGUGACCAAUUAUUUCAAGUACCAUCAUCUAAGCAAAAUAUUAAAUUGAAUAAGCACAAUAGAAUAAGCUUAAGUUAAAUUAAAGUUUCAAAACAAAUCUUGAUAUCGUUAUAGUGAACACCUUCAAACUAUUUAUUUUUCAAUAUAAGUAAGUGUAAAUAUAACUGUACAUUUGGGAUUACUGUACGAAUAUCACUCACAUGUCAUUUGAUAAAGAGUUUUUCGUUACCUCCAUUCUGAAAUCAAUAAUACUAGAAUUUACAGUGCGAAUAUGAAUAUCUUUCCCAGCCCGCGUGAAUUUUUGAAUGGAAAGGGAUAUCAAAAAUGUCGAAAAAAGUUGGGUAAUAUAAUAGUGUUCCCAAUACCUUCGAUUUCGAUUAUUUACAAGCAUUAUGUUGAAAUGUCAAUGGAUGGGAAAAAAUCAAAAAUAUGAUAGCGUUUCGAAUGUGGACUCAAUGAGUUCUAAAUUAUUUCUUGAGAUUCAUAAACAGAUAGAUAACAACUACGGGAGCUCAGCAACGGAAAAGAUAUAAAACAAAGAUUACAGAAGUCAAUUGCUUCGGGAUCUUUUGUCAUAUAAGCAUAAGAUUAGAAAAAAAAAUAGAAAAGUGAAUAAUAUCAUAAUUAAUAAUAAUAAUAAAUCGGCUUUA